Molecule: messenger RNA, 1282 nt
Organism: Poecilia reticulata (guppy)
Lineage: Eukaryota; Metazoa; Chordata; Actinopteri; Cyprinodontiformes; Poeciliidae
Product: transmembrane protein 82-like
Source: RefSeq, a predicted model, not a curated record
GGAGUCAAGAUGUUUGACCUUUGACCGGCCAGAAGCUCGGCUCCUCAGCAGGAGAAACUCAAUCAGAGAAACGUUCCGCUGCAGAGCGUUCAGACGGCAUGAGUGGAAAAUCCUGAGUUUUAGAGUAAUCAGGAGAAACAUGAACAUCUUUUCCCCGUUCGUUUGGAUCCUGGACAUUUUUCAAUGGACUCCUUUCGAUUCAAAUCCAGUUGAUUGUUUUUUUAAAGGACUUGUAGGAGCCUGUGGAGUUUCAGUCCUCUGUAAUCUGAUGAGAGUUUACAAUUUCAUUCAAGCGUGCAGUGAUCCUGACACCCAAAGCGGAGACAGAUGGACGUCGUCUUCCUUCAGAAAUCCUCUGAGGAGGACAUGGAGAGCGGCGGUCCAGUUCUGGUUUCUGACCGGCGUCCUCUCUCUGGUGGGCUGCAGGGUUUCCUCUCUCAUCGUGCUGGAGUUUUCCCUCAGAGCCGUUUCUGCAUUGACCUCCACCGGACAGGACCACGGGUCCAGAGGUCCGGAGCUGCUCCUGAUCCAGAGCCAGUUCUCUCUGGGCUGCGGCCUCACCUGCACGCUGGCCUUCAUCCACCAGGGGGCGCUGCACAGCUCCUUCGGCUUGCUCCUGGCCGCUGCGCUCAGCUGGACAUUUGCGAGCUACAGCGGCGGUCUGUGGCGCCAUGUGGCCACGCUGUUCCCGCUGCACAGGACCGAUGGUUACUGUGGGAAGUGCAUCAACCUCCUAACCUCUGGACACACCAUGCUGGCCUCGCUGCAAAGAGUGGUUAUCUUGGCCUUCGCUACAGCAGCUGUGGCUUCCACCGCCACGGUUUACGAGCACUUCUUAUCCCAGAAGGGUGCGAUGAAGUUCUGGACUCCACUCACUCUCUGCUACACCAUGUUGGUGGCCUACAUCCAAGAAGAACAACAUCGGCUGAGCAUCACAGAGGCCCUGCUGCGCACCGUGGUGCUGCGACUGGGAGGCCUGCUGGUUCUCAUGCUGGCAGUGGGAAACUGGACCGACGUUCUCCACAUCCUCGUCGCUUUUCUGGGAGAAGGAGUCUGUCUGCUGCCUUCUGAGGAUCUGCUGCAGGCUGCGUUAGAGGAAGAACGAGAACGCAACCAGGACAAACAGAGGACCUGCCUCAGAUCAAGGAUGAGAAUACAGUAGAAGAUGGUUAGCAAACACACCAUCGUGAGUCAGAGGAACGGCCUGAAUGUUUCCAGAAAGGUUCUGAAUUUAGCUUUGAAUUGGUGAGAGGUAUUUGAAAUAAAGCUUGGACAAGAAUGA